Messenger RNA from Acanthosepion pharaonis, 894 nucleotides. The record is from the annotation of a GenBank genome assembly. NCBI's taxonomy places the organism in Eukaryota, Metazoa, Mollusca, Cephalopoda, Sepiida, Sepiidae.
AUGUAUAUUUUUUAUCUAUCUAUCUAUCUAUCUAUCUAUCUAUCUAUCUAUCCGAUAGAGGGUAUUUCGUGGGAAAAAAGACACCCCUUUCUUUCAGGAAAAGAAUGCAUAUCUAUCUAUCUAUCUAUCUAUCUAUCUAUCUAUCUAUCUAUCUAUCUAUCUCAGUUUGUUCCUAUCUAUCUAUGUAUCUAUCUUAUUCAAAUCCGUCUGUCUCAGUCUGAGCGUAUCUAUCUAUCUAUCUAUCUAUCUAUCUAUCUAUCUAUCUAUCUCAGUUUGUUCGUAUCUAUCUAUGUAUCUAUCUUAUUCAAUGUCUGUCUCAGUCUGAGUCUAUCUAUCUAUCUAUCUAUCUAUCUAUCUAUCUAUCUAUCUCAGUUUGUUCCUAUCUAUCUAUGUAUCUAUCUUAUUCAAAUCCGUCUGUCUCAGUCUGAGCGUAUUUAUCUAUCUAUCUAUCUAUCUAUCUAUCUAUCUAUGAAAAAUCUUUCCUUCUUCAUGAUCUUAUUCAUACUUAUCUGUUUUUAUCUUCUUCUUCUUUUUCUUCUCACCCACCUCCUCCUUCUUUUCCGCCUCUUCUUCUUCUUCUUUGUUAAGUCUCUCUUUUUUAAAUCUUUCCUACUUCAUGAUCUUAUUCAUACUUAUCUGUUUUUAUCUUCUUUUUAUUAUUCUUUAUUGUCACGUCAUAUUCUUCUCCGUUUUCUUCUGUUUCAUUGUCGAAUUUAUUCAUCCCUCCUUUUCUCAUAUUCUCUCUUUUACUUACUCAUAUCUACGUCAUUGGGACCUGAGCGUUUCUUUUUUUUCUUCAAAUUCUUCGUCUGCCUACUGGACUUAAACAAUGCAUUAGUUCUCAGAUUCACUCUAUCUAUCUAUCUCUCUGCUACAUUUGCAUUUUUGCUUUAA